GGGACAAAGGUUUUGUUCUUCUCCCAACAGUGCAGCCUUGUGCGGCCGCGGGCAGCGGCGACAGGCGGCAGCCAGCGCGGCCCCGUGCUCCCACGCCACGGCGCAGGGGGGGAGUUUCUCCUCCUUUGUCUGCUCCCGGCCAGGCAGCAGCCGGUGCGCGGCAGCGCCGGAGCAGCCGGGGAAGGGCCUCGGCAGGAGCCGCGGAGGACGGCGGCCGCGAUCCCCUCUGUCCCGGCACAGACACCGGCCCGGCCUCGCCGCGCUGGGAACGAGCGGCGAUCCCGGGGGAGCCAAGCUCUUCAUGACGAGAACCCCACCAGGCAGCGGGGACGGCAGCUGCGCCCGGGGACGGGGAGGACGGCAGCAUUGGGGACAAGGACACUCGCGUCCCGUCCCCACCCCCGGCGCCCGCCGUCGGCCAUGGGGAACGGCAUGAGCCAGAUCCUUCCGGGCCUCUACCUAGGGAACUUCGUUGAUGCCAAAGAUGUGGAGCAGCUCAGCCGGAACAAGAUCACCCACAUCGUUUCUAUCCAUGAAUCCCCCCAGCCCUUGCUGAAGGACAUUACCUACCUCCGCAUCCCCCUGCCUGACACCCCUGAAGCCAACAUCAAGAGACACUUCAAGGAGUGCAUCAGUUUUAUCCAUCAGUGUCGCCUGCAUGGAGGGAACUGCCUCGUCCACUGCCUCGCUGGCAUUUCCCGCAGUACCACCGUGGUCGUUGCCUAUGUCAUGGUUGUCACGGAGCUGAGCUGCCAGGAGGUGUUGGAUGCCAUCAGAACCAUCCGGCCAGUCGCCAACCCCAACCCCGGCUUCAGGCAGCAGCUGUCCGAGUUCGGCGGCAGCGCAGCCCGCAAGGUCCGCAGGCACCUGAAGCAGAGGUAUGGGACAUCCCCUUUCAAUGACGAGGAAGAAAUAAAGGCCUUGCUGCCAGUAGGGAGAGAAGGAACAUCCAGGACAGAGGGAGCUGUGCAAGGACUGGUCCCCAGAGCCAGAGACAUGAGGAGCACAAGUCCCUUCCUGCUGCGGGUGAAGAGGACGUUCUCCUGCAUCCCGGCUUGUCUGAAUAAUAAAUACCCUUCUCUGUGGUCUGACUCUCCUGUGAUGGCUGGGGAUGCCAAGGGGGAAGUGGAGCAGAGAAAAAAAUUUAAGACCCGUCCUCCCCCACCCCGCGCCUUGGGGCAACCAGAACCCUCUGGCGUGGGCCAGGAAAGAGAAAGUGAAAGCGGGAGCCGCUUUCGGUUUCGCCGCCGGGCCGCGAUGGCGGAGCUGGGGGCGCCCAUGCGGCUGAAGGAGUGGCUGAUCGCACAGAUCGACAGCGGCCGGUACCCGGGGCUGCGCUGGGAGAACCGGCACCGAACGCUCUUCCGCAUCCCCUGGAAGCACGCGGCCAAGCAGGAUUACCGGCAACAGGAGGAUGCCGCGCUCUUCAAGGCUUGGGCCAUCUACAAGGGGAAGUACCACGAAGGGACGGACAAGGCCGACCCCUCCACCUGGAAGACGCGGCUGCGCUGCGCCCUCAACAAGAGCACCGACUUCCAGGAGGUGCCCGAGCGGAGCCAGCUGGACAUCUCCGAGCCUUACAAGGUGUACCAGAUCGUGACUGACAGAGCCUGUGAUGCAGAGGACAGUGACACACAGUCCCCAGGCAGUGAGGACCAGCAGGGCAGUGCUGCAGGGAGUCCGAAGAAGGAGGAAAGCCAGAAGGACGUGCUGGAGAGUGCCCACGUGUCUCCACAGCUCCGGCUCUCUGGCCACCCAACCGAGCGAGGGUACCUUGUGAGGGGAGUCUUCUAUGGCUGGAACCCAACCCACGGCCAGUUUCUUCCUGGACCCCAGUCCUACCUCCCUGUGGAGGACGUCAACAAUUCAGACUGCUGGCUCCACAUCCGCCUGUACUACUGCGAUGUCCUGGUGAAGGAGGUGACCACCCGCACGGCCGAGGGCUGCCGCAUCACCACCACUGCCGUGCCGGCCAACGGCGAGCACCUCUACGGCCCCUCCUGCAUGGAGCAGAUAAAGUUCCCCCCACCACAGGUGCUCAGUGGCCAUGGCCACGUGGCCUGCAUGACCGACGUGCUGGAGAGGCUUUUGCCCCACCUGGAGCGCGGGGUGUUGCUGUGGGUGGCACCUGAGGGGGUCUUCAUGAAGCGCCAGUGCCAGGGCAGGGUGUACUGGAACGGGCCACUGGCCCCGCACAAGAACUGGCCCAACAAGCUGGAGAGGGAGAAGACUUACAAGCUGCUGGACACGCAGCAGUACAUACAGCAGGUGCGGGAGUACCUGAGCAACGGGCAGCUCAUGCCUCAGUACCAGAUCUACCUGUGCUUCGGGGAGGAAUACCCCACCAGAGCUGGGCACCCCUUCCAGAAGCUCAUCAUGGCUCACGUGGAGCCGGUGUUCGCACGGGAGCUCUUCCAUCACGCCCAGCGCUUGAGGCCGACGCUGCUCUGCAAUUCCCCCCAGCCCUGUGCCCCUGGCACCUCCAACCACAUUCUCCAUUUCCUCAAACAGCUAUGCCAGCCCUGAACCGAGUGGGAGAGGAGAGCCCAGUUGCCGUAAAGUCUCAGAGUGGGAGGCUCUGAGCUCCAUAGCCCCACUCCAGCUGCAUGUCCCAAGGCAGAGUGCUUAGGGUGCACGGUGUGCGGGACCAGACAAGGACAGAUGUUAGUUGGGGUGGGCAGGUGCUGCUGCCCCUGUGAUUGCUGUAUUUAUUCCCCAGGAAUCCCCCAGGUGGGAUUUGUUGCGUGCCUGUUCAGCAAGCCAGGGCAGACCUGGCUCUGUCCUUGCACCUUGCGCUGCCAGGACUCGGCGUUGCAAACCUUAGAAAUAAAGGUGGUGUUUUCAUAUCAGUGUGGGGGGCUGGUGCUGGUCCGAGUGGGGCACAAGUGGCUGGAGAAGAUGAGUCCAGACAGAGCCUAAUGUGGGCAAAGCCAGCACGGCCCCAGCCACAGGGAAACAGUGUGAGACAACUCCCUGCCCCAGCACUGGCUCCAGACCUGUCCUGCCCCUUGUCCCAGCCCCUUGGCAGGGGUGAAAGCAGAAGUGAGGUUCCUCUUAGCUGCUCUGCUGGCCUGGCAACACAGGAGGCUGUCCCAAAGGCAGUCACUACCUGUGCCUCAGUUUACGCUCAUGAGUGGUGUGAUGGGGCUCCUGGGGCCUGUGCUGCGCCCAGAGUUUUGGGAGCAAUGCAGGGACCU
Hirundo rustica (Barn swallow) is the source of this 3197-nucleotide messenger RNA. RefSeq names its product dual specificity phosphatase 15 (gene DUSP15). Gene Ontology annotation, biological process: regulation of transcription by RNA polymerase II; protein dephosphorylation; immune system process. The transcript is spliced from 16 exons. The record is from RefSeq and is a predicted model, not a curated record. NCBI's taxonomy places the organism in Eukaryota, Metazoa, Chordata, Aves, Passeriformes, Hirundinidae. Gene Ontology annotation, cellular component: nucleus. Gene Ontology annotation, molecular function: RNA polymerase II cis-regulatory region sequence-specific DNA binding; protein binding; DNA-binding transcription factor activity, RNA polymerase II-specific. Bases 421 to 2526 code for a protein of 701 amino acids.